Molecule: messenger RNA, 2038 nt
Organism: Durio zibethinus
Lineage: Eukaryota; Viridiplantae; Streptophyta; Magnoliopsida; Malvales; Malvaceae
Product: dof zinc finger protein DOF3.5-like
Biological process (GO): regulation of DNA-templated transcription
Molecular function (GO): DNA-binding transcription factor activity; DNA binding
Source: RefSeq, a predicted model, not a curated record
CUUUUUUUUUUUUUCUCUAUCUAUCAAACAGCAAAUGCAUUAUAAAAUUUGCAGUUUGUUUCAUCAUAUAUCUUUUUUUGUGCUUUUGAUUUUCAUGUCUAACGAUAUAUUUAGCUCCUUAUCAGGAAUCCAUGCUUGUUUUCAGAAUCAGGAACUGCUUAGAGAUAUGUGUUCAGAAGUCUUCAUUUUCUUCAACAUUUUGAUGACAUUCACAUUCAUGAAAUCUUCAAAAAGUACAUGAUCCAAGAAACACAUGAUCCCAGAGAUCCUCUGUUAAAGUUACCAAUCUACGCCGACCAAAGAGACAUUCCUUCUUCAAGAAACACCAGCCAUGUGCAUUGCCCGUGUGCAUCUGUUUUUAUAAUCUGUUCAAACUCUGAAUCCCUUUUCACCAGGGGAGAUAUUGCGUAAAAGGACAUUAACAUCUCUGAAUCUGGAAUAAGUGGAGUUGUCAUUUACAGCUUAUUUAUUUUUCAUAUCUAGGUUGUCUGCUGCUGGAAGAAAACCUGAUUGUGCCUCUCGAGGCAUUUGCUUCCUAUACCUCCAUCAUUAUCGUCUAUGGCGUCGUGCCACGUGUGACAAACACCGACACACUGUAUUAGCCUACGGGAUUAGUACACACCAUCUGUCAUUCUUAACGGCACCGUAACCCCAACUUGCCUAACUCAUUCUCAUGUGCAUGGCUGCACGCUCGUUUCCAAGGCCCCAUGAGCAUUCAUGUGCCCUCAAACCAACCUAUCAACUCCAGUCACGUGUUUGUUAGCAGACACAUUUCCAUUUCCCCUUAUAGCUCUCCUGAAAUUGAUUGGUUUUCUUCAAUAAUUGAACCCCCUCUCUCUCCUACUCCCCAUGAGAGAGAGAGAGAGAGAAAGAGGGAUUGUGCAUCUGCGUGCUAGCUUUCUUGAUGAAGGCUCAAGGCAAUUGGUUAUGGAGAAAGGAUGGAAGCCUGGUGUGGAGAUAUCACCAACUUGUCCAAGGUGUGGUUCUUCGAAUACUAAAUUCUGUUAUUACAACAAUUAUAGCUUAACACAACCAAGGUACUUCUGCAAAGGCUGUAGAAGAUAUUGGACUAAAGGAGGGUCACUUAGGAAAGUUCCGGUUGGAGGUGGCUGCCGGAAAAACAGAAGAGGCAAGUCUUUAAGGCUACCAAACGAUGGUGUCCCCUCAAAGAGUUUGUCAUGUGGAGUAGUUCCAACUGACUCAAUUAGGCAUUCCUAUGGUAAUCAAGUAAGUGCCUCUGCUGACUCUGAUGGCUCUCAUAUCGAUCUGGCACUCGUUUAUGCAAACUUCUUGAAUAAUCAACAACCAGAAAACAAGUCUGGUAUUGAAGUGCCAGAGUUGCCUAGUGAGUUUGAUCCAUCUCUGGAGUUUUCAAGUUUAUCGAACACAAAUAUCGAUUCAAGUACUCAGCAACCAGAAGAAAAUGGUCUCAUCGGGUGCCUCACUCGCUCUAAUUUGUCCACAGAAAAUCAGUUGAGCAACAAUGAUCAGAUAUACUAUUCUGGAUUAGAAUCAAUUUACAAGUAUCAGGAUAGAGUUCAACAUUGUACAGGUCAGGAAACAAGUAACUAUGCAUUGCCACCAUUGCCAGAUGAUGAUUUAUCGUCUCAAGAAAUACUGUGGUCGAAUUCUCAUUCCACCAUGAGUCAUGCCUUGCAAGCAACACAAGAGCCAGUUCUAGGACCUGAAACUCACGAUCCAAAUCUAUUGUUUGGUAAUUGGAGUCCAUUUGACUUGUCUAAUGACGAUAGUUUCACCAGGACUUGAGGGAAUUCAUGUGCGCACUAGCCUCUGCCAUUAUCACUGUUUCUUUUUCCCCCUACUUUUGCUUGUUUUUCUUCUAAUAUUUAUGUAUAGAAUCAAAAGAUUUGAGAUGUAAUAAUAUCAGUAUAUGAAAAAAAAAGUAUGAGUUCAAAGAUUUAAUAUAAUUAGCAGCAGAUUGACGAAGGGGCAGCUUAUGUUUUACUCCAUUUACAAACAGGUACUACACAGUUCAGAGUUUCAAGAAAUAUUAGGCUCAGUACAAAAACCAUGGCCU